Messenger RNA from Necator americanus (New World hookworm), 354 nucleotides. RefSeq lists its product as uncharacterized. The record is from RefSeq and is a predicted model, not a curated record. Bases 1 to 354 code for a protein of 117 amino acids. The transcript has 4 exons. Lineage: Eukaryota; Metazoa; Nematoda; Chromadorea; Rhabditida; Ancylostomatidae.
AUGGAUCUAGUGGACCCAGCUACUGAAGAAGAACGUGCGUGCUUUGGUGUUAUUCGUCCGGUCCGUUCGUCCUUGUCGCGUACUCGUCGUUCGAAAAACAUUUCGGACACCGUCGACAGAGUCAUUGCUGGUUGCGAAGAAUUUGUCACUCAAGACGAGAUUAUGAGGGGUCUGGAUACAGCAUUUGAAAAGCUUUCUGUUGUUCCCGCGUUACGAAUCCCAACCACCCUCGAGAACGCAAUGCGAAAGUUGGAAUGGGACGACAUGGGGGUGAAGGUUGAUGGUCGGCAGCUACACCAUUUGCGCUUUGCUGAUGACAUCGUACUGAUAACACCUAGCAUCAGCCAAGCGUAA